AUGGGCGUCCAGCCGCGACCGCCCCAGCAGCGAACUCUGAGCAGCUCGGGCUUGUCAGUCCAACGGCCGACCCAACAACGUACCCUAUCCGCCCAGUACCUGCCCCAGUCGCCCGUUCGAAAAGAUAAUCUCAUCGACCUGACUGGCGAUGCCAACGAUGCUGCCGUCGCCCAGAACAGAUAUGGCACACUGCCGCGGAGGGGAGGUUCUCGCCUCAAGCUGGAGUUGUCCAACGAGGCCAUGCUUGCCCAGCACGCCGUCAGCGAGAACCCAAAGACUCUCACGCCCUCUCGCCUCAUGCCCAAGAACGAAGCCUCAAACCUCACCGAUAAGAGCUCGCCGGCCUCGGCCAAGGGCCAGCCCGUCGACGCAGAUAACCCCCCGAUGCCCAUGCCUAAACGCCGCCCGCGAUUCGUCGUCCCCGCCGCCGCCAAGGAUGCACCAGCGCCUGUAAUUGCUGUGAAGAAGGAUGGCCGUCCGAAACCGUACCACAUUGAGACACCCAGCGUCGCCCCCCGAUAUGCGCCGUUUAGCAAGCCGCGGACCGACGCGGCAGCAAAACCAGGCUUUGGAGGUUCGAGUAGUGGCGCGCGAGAUAUCCCGGAUAUGGGUCACGCCGACUUUUUCCCCUGGACCGGAAACCACCCCGAAGACCAAUACACCGAAUCGAUCAUCAAAAAUGGAUACUACGAUAAACAGCCGCAGGCCUCGGUCGAGACACAGUCCGCCAAGGCCGCACUCUUUCCCGCCCUCAAGCAUAAGAGUGGACUCAACUUGUUGUCCAACAUCUUCGUCGGUGUCCUGAAUCAGAGGAAGCUGAAUGGCCAGAUAUCGUCGCCUUCGACCUUCAAGCCGCCGCCGCGCGUUACCCUCACUGAUACCAAGCGAGAAAUGUGGCUGAGGGACUUGGCGAACCCAUCGAUAUCGUUGCGCCGACUGAGCCGAACCAUUCCCCACGGUAUCAGAGGCAAAGUGCUCCUGGACCAUUGCCUCAACAAAAAUGUCCCGACGGAAAGAGCUGUCUGGCUGGUCAAGUGCGUCGGUGCCAACGAGAUACGAGCCUUCAAGAGAAAGGGGAACGGUCCGGGACCCUUCGUGCUCGGUGGCGAGGCGAAGUGGCUCAGAGACUGGACAGUAUUCGUGGAGCAAUUUGUGGAAGGAGUCUCGACGGCCUUUGGCGACAAUGACUGGAAGGCCAAGGUUCAAUAUGCCAUUCGGCUUGCGACGCACCUCUAUGCGGAACAACUACUCGACCGCGACCACUACAUGGACUGGCUCGUCUCCGGGCUGGAGAACUCUACGCAGUCGAAGCUACCCAUGUGGAUUCUCACAACACAGAUAUACUGGAAGGACUUGCUUCGUUUGAGGAGAUAUGGCCGACGAUUAGUGAAUGCAUUACUCAGCCAUCUCAACACGAUCCAUAACGAUCCCGACCGCGAUAUCCUCGUUCAAUUAUCAACGAGGUUAACAUCCCUUCUUACUCCCCUCUUAUCCGCCUACUCCGACAACUUUGUAUCUCCUGCGACUUGGUUUAAGUACAGAGAUGCUCUACUCGCGUCUAUCCCGAUCGAAAACGACUUUGCCCAGAACGCAUUCAAAUGGAUCAAUGUCAGAAACGAGCAGCUAGUUGCUUCAGCCAGCAAUUCGCAGCCUGCAAACCGACAAAUACUUGUAAAACAUCUCGACACCUCAUUCAUGUCUUUGUACAGCCCCGACUUGGCUAUGCAGUGUUGGGCCGUCAGCGAAGACAAGGGAAUGAUAGUACGCACAUUACUAGAGUGGUGCACCUCGUCUCACCGACCAGGCAUGGCCAAGGUCUAUAUCACUGCCAGUCUUCUCCGGACCUGGGUGGCUACUGGGGUGGACAUGACGACCGCCAUACUUGAGUUCCUCAGUCACAGCCCGCCAACCGAAACGACUUCGAAGAAGGUCUUCCACCAACUCGUGUCGGAAAUUGUUCGAUCGGGAGACUUCCAACUUCAGGGCUAUAUUUUCUGGCUUAUUGCUCGAGGUGGACUGAGGAAACCAGCCGAUACCGAGGCGGAAGGACCUUGCGCAACGAGGCUGCUGGUUGAUCUCCCUCUCCACGCUCUAAAUUCCUCUGCCCAAGCGACUCGAGCGAGUCUCCUUCGACGAGCAUCCUAUGACGUCAAUGACGAAGCCGAGGACAUUAACACAGCUCUCAAAUGCGUUCAGCAUGUUAUGGGACUUCCUCUCCCGCCAGGGGAUCCGAUGCUCCAGCGGAAGCCUGUACCGGUCGGGAAGCUUUGUAGGCUGAUUUCCAACAGCAACCGUGCGUUGCAAACUGAGGUCGGAGCCAGGCUUCUGCAAAUAUUCACAAAGGAAAUCAUCAUGACGAAAAAUGGCCCCCAAGUCUCCCCGGGCAUGUUCAAUUUUGCUCGUGCCAUUCUCGAGGCGGCAUCCGACUACACAGUCCUCGUCGAAAUCGUCAAACUGGUGUCAAGGGCCUCUAACCCCGAGAUUCUUGCUUCCUGCGCCGACACUUUCAAUGUUCACCUACCAAUAUUCGCAGCACUCGGUGUGGCCAAGGAAUUAUUCGACGCCCUGAUGGAGAGGCUGAGAGCGGUUAGUGACGAGCAAGGACCUGCUGCGCGACCUCUGUUGGCAUCUUUGGCAAAUCUCUCGACUCUCAUACCCGGCUACACGAAUACUGCUGUCUACUUGCGUCAGCAGCUCCAUCAAUGCGAUCGCAACAACCCUAUCGACGCAUGCUCGCCCGUGUCCGACAACAUGACUGCGCAGCUACAGGAUGCUGAGGGCGAACUACACGAAGAGAUUGAGAAACUCCUCAUGAGUGGGACCAGCGUUGAUCGGCCCACCAUGGAUCGCCUUUUCCAGACUGUAGUUGGACGGCUGGAAUCCUGCUGGUCAAAGUCACCGGAUAGGCAGCGUGCUUACAGUGCACUUCUCGGAAGACUGCGUAUUUUCGACGCACAGCACUUUGACGUACGCAUGACUGACUGGGUCCACCAUAUCAGCGCGUUGAAGGCUCGCCCUGGGCUCGAGAACAUCUACCCCCUGCUCAUCAGCAUGGGUUGUCUGACGUUGCCCAUUAUUCUAACUACGACAUCUGUCGAGGCUAGUAGGAUCGCGACGAACCCUUCGGUGCCCCCCAACAGCACCACGACCUAUAUGCAGGAAGUCCUUUCACUUACGACGAUGCCUCUUCCCGCCAAGACUGCAUUGACACCAGAAGAGACGUACCGGUUCUACAUUCAGCAACGAGUGGCACCGCGCCAGAACCACAAGGAUAUGGUGUACCUUGUUCGAAACGCUCUUGUUGAGUUUUCGAGGCUACAGGGAGUUGUCGACUUAUCCCUGUUGCCACUCGUGAAUGCUGCCAUCAAGGACACCGCGCUGCAAUUACUGAAGUUCCUGGUUCUACGGGAUCCUCCUUCGGUGGUUCAAGCACUGGGUAUCAAAAACCCGGAACCUGCAUUGACUACUCUAUUCGCGCAGAUUACAACCAAACUUCUGCUACCCGAUGCCGGCGAUGGCUCACCACUCACGUUUGAGACUGUCCUAGAACUAGCGAAUGAGUUCACUCUACCGUUUUGCCAGCUCAAGCUAUCAGUUGGCCUUGCGGCGGAUAGCACGACGAGUCCCGGUGGAGGCGAGCAGGCUCUCACACAGGUCGACAUGUUCUCCAGGGCAAUGGACCGCGCAGUGUCCGCGAACAACGUCAUGUGGACUAGCAUGCUGCCCUAUCUGAGCGAGGACAUUACGGAACAUCUCAAGAAGCAAGCUCAUCUGCGGUUCCUGGGCUUGUUCCCGUCACAGAAGAACCCGCCGACUGCGGAUCCUCUUUCGCAGGAAAGUACCCAGCUAGCCGCAAGUCUGCUGUCGGUAGUCGAGGCGAUAUUGAGAGGUCGUCCGCCAGUUCGAACAUCGCAGCUCACUUCGGGCAUGGUCGAGAAAAUCGCAGAGCUGUGGGAGCUCCUCGCAACCGACGACGUCAACAAGAGGGACCUGCGCGCGUCAAUUCUCAGGUACUGGCUCCCCGCGUUGCUGCGGUUCAUCACGCUGCACACGACUGUAAAUGAGCCUGUGCCAGCACCGGCUCAACCCCAGGCCGCCAACAACAUGAAGCCGCCAGUCAAUGCCGCUGCGUUUGAGAUCCGGGCGAGGAUCUUGAUUAUUCUUUCUGGUCUUACACUCGAGCUGGACAAUUUAGCAUUCCAGGAUACUCAAAGCAGCCGACCCCUUGGCCAGCAAGUAUUCGACUUGGCCCUGCUGCUGGUCGACACCUUGCCAGACGACGUCCGCCUGCAGUGCGUGCGAGUCUUGCUUACCGGUGGUACUAUGCAGAAUCCAGCGUCCUCGGAUGUCCGUCUGCGGUACCUCUUCAGCCACAUGCCCCCGCCGACGGAGCAAUUUGUGCUUGCCCACCGACAGCAACUUACAACACAACAAACGGGGCCGCCGCGGGUUAAGAUGCCGAUCUCCAUGCAAGGCACGGAUAAAUUAACGCCGUUCAUCUACCGCAAGUGGGAGAUGCUUAGCGAGCCGACUCCCAAUGUCGGAGAGAAUGACACGGCUCUCAGUCUCACAUUGUUUGAGGCGAUCAAGAUUCAGUAA
Colletotrichum orchidophilum is the source of this 4599-nucleotide messenger RNA. RefSeq names its product transcription mediator subunit Med12. The record is from RefSeq and is a predicted model, not a curated record. Gene Ontology annotation, biological process: regulation of transcription by RNA polymerase II. Bases 1 to 4599 code for a protein of 1532 amino acids. The transcript is spliced from 3 exons. Lineage: Eukaryota; Fungi; Ascomycota; Sordariomycetes; Glomerellales; Glomerellaceae. Gene Ontology annotation, molecular function: transcription coregulator activity. Gene Ontology annotation, cellular component: mediator complex.